CGUGAGCAAACAAAAGGACGCGAGCGACCACUGUUCGCGCGUGGGCAAGACCACGUGACCCCAUCGACUACUUAAGCUUGUGGCGCGCUUUGGGCUGCAUGUUUUGUACUAGUCGCCCGGUUUCUUUCAAGACACAAAACGAGAAGCUUGAAUAAAGAACAACCAUGAGUUCCAUCAGGAAAUUGAAACCCUCUGACAAGACUUCAGAGAACAUCAAGAGCUUCUUCCAAGCCUCCGCUGGUGCCUGCGGGCCGGAGAGGAGAACCCUGCAUGUUCUGCAGCCCUCCGCCGUCAAUAAGAACAUCAAGCGAUCAGCGGAAUCCUCCGCCGGCAUCAAGAACAGCAAGCGAUCAGCGGAGACAGGGAAGGCGGUUCCCAAAAGGAAGCUGUGGAACGCAGAACAAGGGAAGGGUUCUAAGAGGGUGAAGGCGGAGGUUGCUGUUCGUCCCGCAGACUCGGAGAACGACCUUCUCCCAGACGGCGUGUCCCAGGAGGCGUACGAGCUCAUGAUCAAAGAUGCCCCUCCGUCCACGUACUGGAAGGAAGUGGCUGAGGAGCGACGCAAGGCCCUCUACAACACCCUGCAGGAGAACGAGAAGCUCCACAAGGCCAUUGAGGCGAAAGAUGAGGAGAUCGCCGCACUGAAGAACGAGAACGCAGAUCUGCAGGAACUGGCCCAGCACGUCCAGCACAUGGCCGACAUGAUCGAGAGGCUAACUGGGAAGAGUCCAGACAACCUGCAGGAAGUCAGGGACCUGGACUUUGAGGAGGAGGAUUGUGAGGAAGAUGACAGCUGGCGAUCAGAGGAGGAGGACGAGGCAGAGGAGGAAGACGAGGCAGAGGAGGAGGACGAGGCAGAGGAGGAAGACGAGGCAGAGGAGGAGGACGAGGCAGAGCGACACAAUGAAGAUGCGCAGAGUGAGGAGGAGGAUGAAUCCGCACCCUCGUCCACAGAGUGUGAAGAGGAGCACCAAUCUGGCCAAGAGGAGGACUGAGGAUUAAGAUCUGGACUAGAACUUAGGACCAAAACACACACACACACACACUCGGCCCAAUACUAGGACUUGGCAUGGAGGGCCCUUAACAGUAACAAGUGCAAUUACCCAUGUGGUGCAGUGGAGAGAUGUCAUGUUUUUUAUUUAAGUCCUUAAAAUGUACUGUUCCACAUGUUUUUACUUUUUUCUGCUAUUGUUACUGUGCAGUUUUCUUGCACGUCCUUUGUACAUAAGCAUUGUAGUUAGCGAUAUUGUUGCUUUGUACAUAAGCAUUGUAGUUGGCGAUAUUGUUGCUUUGUACAUAAGCAUUGUAGUUGGCGAUAUUGUUGCUUUGUACAUAAGCAUUGCCUUGACCUGUGUACAUGAAAAUAAACUGCCCACUCCUUGUUUUGAUAAA
Sardina pilchardus (European sardine) is the source of this 1392-nucleotide messenger RNA. RefSeq names its product geminin DNA replication inhibitor (gene gmnn). NCBI's taxonomy places the organism in Eukaryota, Metazoa, Chordata, Actinopteri, Clupeiformes, Clupeidae. The coding region runs from base 165 to 995 and encodes 276 amino acids. Gene Ontology annotation, biological process: negative regulation of DNA replication; negative regulation of cell cycle. The transcript has 7 exons. The record is from RefSeq and is a predicted model, not a curated record. Gene Ontology annotation, cellular component: nucleus.